Molecule: messenger RNA, 2403 nt
Organism: Danio aesculapii
Lineage: Eukaryota; Metazoa; Chordata; Actinopteri; Cypriniformes; Danionidae
Gene: pja2
Product: praja ring finger ubiquitin ligase 2
Exons: 9
Coding region: 55-2037 (660 amino acids)
Source: RefSeq, a predicted model, not a curated record
GUGGUGACGUUCGUAGAGUUAGUUGUGACACGGGAGACAUCCAGGAACACAGGAAUGGGUCAAGAAGCAGGCAAGUCUGCGUGGCCCAAACCGGCAGGAGGAUACCAGACCAUUUCAGGCCGGAGAUACGGCAGAAGACACGCAUAUAUCAGUUUCAAACCAGUUACAGAUAAGCAAAGAGCCACAUCUAAUUUGCACUGUCAAAACAUGGAGAGGACGAGUGAUCAAAAGAGCCAGGCAAUAGCGACAAAGGGUAACAUUUCUUCAGUGCUUCAGACUAUCCUUCCAACGUCAUGCACAAAUUCAGUGCGGCCCGAGAUCAACGCAGCAGCACAUCAUCCUGAAGGCCACAACAGGAAACACUCAUCUUUGCGAAGAGUCCCGAAAGCGCCCUUGAACCAUUUCAAGAGACCAAAGAAUGACCAGGUUGUGCCAUAUGAUCGAAAACAUUGUUCUGGUAGAGAAAAAAGCAAAGUUUGGCCGAUAGACGAAGACCACAAGACCAACCCAAAAGCUCUGAGUUACAUCAACAUUGACGCCUAUGAGCCUGACAGCAGCGGCGCUGAGGAGGAAGACUUGAGUUCGGACCCGCCUCACGCUGUUUGCUGGAGACUUGAUGGUAUUUGUGAAUUGGGUGGAAAUGUUGACUCGUAUGACGAUUCACGUUCUAGUUUAUUUAGAAAAAAUCGAAUGAAACAAAUGGCCUCUUCUAGAGACUCAACAGACCAUCUUGAUGACACACCAGACUGUCAAAGAACUGUAAAAACAAACGUAAAACCUAUGUUUUUGGUUGAAGACCGAGCUCCAAAAUGUUAUGGGGAUACAGCAAGCGCUGUUUCCCAUAAAAACACAGAACAAAACAAUUCCGAUGAAACAUUUCAGUCUGAAAUGGUCGUGAGGCCAAAGAUCCGCAAACAGACGAGCGAGACUCACCUUGAAAGAAGGAAACGCUCGGAAAAAGAGGAAACGGGUCAUUUGUCAGGCUCGGCCGUCAGAAACAAGUGUGGCUCAGCACCUCCAGGUUUUCUCGCACAAACAAGCCCUGAGAAUGAGUUCCUCUUUAAUUUUCCAGCCAUGGCCUUGAGUGACCUCAAUUCAGAGGACAGGAAGAGCGAGGAUGAAAACGCUAAAGCAGAGGAUGACAACGAUAUCUGGGAUGAUCUAGAGAAUUUUGGAGAGAAAUGUGAGCAGUCUAUGAAAGCAGAUGAAAGCUCAGAAUUCAGCGAGGGCGAAUGGUCCGCCUCGUGGACGUCUGAUUCUGGGCUGGAGAAGGAGAGGUGCACCAGUGAAGAAAGCUGGGAGACUCUGCCUGGCAUAGAUGAGCCUCCUGCCAGCAGAAGCAGCAGUCUGGAGGAAGUGCCUUCUCUCAACCUCGCUCUAGAUGAGCAGACCCCUCUGGAGGAGGGCGAGAUCCCCUGGCUCAUGUACAAUGAAGACUCGGGCAGCAGCAGUGAUGAAGACCCCGAUGGUGUCAGUCAGUUUGUGCACCCUGGACUCUUCAUCCUGGAUGGAAACAAUAACCUGGAGGACGAUUCUAGCAUGAGUGAAGAUCUGGACACAGAGUGGAGGUUUCUUGAUGAAUUUGGUGAUGGUUUUGGGAUGGCUCAAGCAAUCUCUUACGUGGAUCAUUCCCAACUUCUCACUUACAUGGCAUUAGAAGAGCGUCUCGCACAGGCUAUGGAGGCAGCGCUAGCUCAUCUGGAGUCUUUAGCUAUAGAUGUGGAGCAGGCUCAUCCCCCCGCCACCGAACAGAUCAUCGACUGCCUACCCCAGAUCACCAUGCAUGCAGAAAACAUUGAACAGGAGCAGUGCUGUGCCAUCUGCUGUUGUGAAUACGUCAAAGAUGAGAUUGCCACCCUGCUGCCGUGCCGCCACAUGUUCCAUAAACUCUGUGUCACUCUCUGGCUCAGAAAGUCUGGCACGUGUCCAGUGUGUCGCCACGUUCUGACCCCGGCAGUGACCACCGACCCUGCGUCUUUAAGCUCCGAACAAGAAACUCCACCAUCCACUCACAGCGCAUCCGGAGGAACGUGCUGAACAACAGUAAUUCAAUCAAAACCAUCCCGCAGAGAGAUAUCCCAGUAAUAAUCACACACACAAAUUCCCAUCUAAAAUCUCUUCUUGCUGGCAAGCAGCAGCCUGAACUAGCAUUCAGAUUCCUUUUAACCUAGUGCUGCAAUUCAUGGUCCUAACGUGGCAAACUAAAACUUAUUUUCUGAGAAAAUAUGAAUGCCUAUAUAAAUAUAUAUAUUCGUAGGAAGCAUAUUUAUUCAUGUUUCAAUUAAUGUUUUUGUACAUCCAGGCUAAACGAUAACAUGUAUUUACAGUAACAUCUCGCGUGUCAUGUCAAGUCAAACUACCAAACGCAAUCCCUCAAUAAAAGCUCCCAUUCGGUUUAAAGAA